Diachasma alloeum is the source of this 2396-nucleotide messenger RNA. RefSeq names its product RNA-binding protein squid. The record is from RefSeq and is a predicted model, not a curated record. Gene Ontology annotation, molecular function: RNA binding. Bases 642 to 1526 code for a protein of 294 amino acids. The transcript is spliced from 3 exons. Gene Ontology annotation, cellular component: nucleoplasm. Lineage: Eukaryota; Metazoa; Arthropoda; Insecta; Hymenoptera; Braconidae. Gene Ontology annotation, biological process: regulation of gene expression.
AAAACGUGGUCAAAAAUUGGCGACUAAAAUAAAAUUCAAAAUCCACGCAUCAUCCAUCCACCAAUAUCCCCUAUCCAAAUAAAGAAACAACUCAAUUUCCACGAAUUGUAAUUCUCCCGGAGCCUCUACAAACCGACAACCCCCAAAAUCUACAUAUCCAAUUUACGUCUAACAAUUAUCACCGUUUUUGGCCGCAUUGCAAUACAACGUUCGAUGAAGCUACAUUCCACCUCAACUCUCAUCACUGAUUGGUUAAACGGCAGAGCAUGGACUGUACAGAACAGCCAAUUGUCACGUUUCUAAACAAGAGAAAGGCGACGAUGCGGGCUUCCUCUCGUGGAUUAUAGUAAAUAAUAAUAAUAAACUGUGUAUCCAUCCUUGUCAAUCUUACGUAUCCAGCAAUCGGUUCCGUUCAUUCUCGGUGAAUUGCGGAGCAAGCCGGUACCGGUAUUAUCCGUGAAUUACAAUAAAAAUAAUAUACACACAGUAGAAAAUAAACCUAAUCGAGUGAAAAAUUGACGGGCCAAACGACGUAUAAACGUAUUUAUUCAACUGAUAUAACGAAUUUUGUUACAGCAAAGACGUUGUACGGGAUAAAUCAUUUUAAUUUGUUGCGUGUCUAGUGUAGAGGAGAAGUUGCUAUGGCGGCGGUUGACUGUUAUCAAAAUCAAAUGGAGGAGAGUCAGAAUCAAAUGAACGAUAAUCAAGAUAAUAAUUUAUUAAAUACCCACGAUGAGGGUGAUCAACAGGGUGCAACUGCUGGUAUACCUGGUAAGGAUGAUGAGCGAAAACUUUUUGUCGGUGGACUCUCGCGUAACACCACCGACAAGGAGUUGCGCGAGCAUUUUGGAAAAUUCGGGGAAAUUGAGAGUAUCACGGUGAAGAUGGAUCAGUACACGGGUUUAUCGAGGGGUUUUGCAUUUAUGGUAUUCAAAAAUCCAAAGACCAUCGAUAAAUUGCUCGCAUCUGGUGAACAUUAUAUCAACAAACGAAAGGUUGACCCAAAGCGUGUUAGUAAAAAGGCACAGCAUGGCAAGAUCUUCGUCGGUGGAUUGACUCCAGACAUCACUGAUGACGACAUUAAAGCUUAUUUCAGUGAAUAUGGUACUAUUGUUGAGCUACAAUCACCAUUCGACAAGACCAAGAAUCAGAGAAAGGGUUUCUGUUUCGUAACAUUUGAUUCUAAGGAAGUUGUUUACAAAUUAUUGAAAACACCAAAACAAACGAUCAAUGGUAAAGAAGUUGAUGUUAAGAAAGUCAAGGUCAAUCCUGAGACACAACGUCAGGGAUGGUGGGGGCCUGGUGGCUAUGGCUAUGGUUAUCCAGCUGGUUAUGGAUACAUACCGGAAUAUGCCAAUGGUGGUGGUUAUCAGGGGGGUUAUGACGAAAGUUAUGGUAACUACGAUAAUUAUACUGGCUACGAGACUUUUGAGAAUAAUACCGGCUAUCAGAUGCAGGGCGGCAAACCCAGGGGGCCACCCUCAUCACAGGGGCCCAGACAGUUCCAGAGACAUCAGCCUUACUAAGAUUUCUCAAUCUAACCAUUAUGUACAAUGUUACAUGCUGAUAACAUGCGAGAAUGCGAACAAAUUAUUCGAUUGAUGAUUAAUGGUAAGAAUGAAUUUCAUUCGGUAGGACCCUUUUUUGACUUCUUCAUGUUCAAUGGGAUUAUUUUUCUUGUUUCAAUUAUUAGUUUUCACCAGGUUUAUUCCUGCGAAAUUUUCCUCCAUUAAUCCAACAGAUGAAUAUUUAGUGGUUUAGUAUCUUUGCUUUUUUUUCAUUCAUUCAAUUAAUCAUGCGUUUAUUACUCUUCCGUAAUUAAUUUUUUUUCGUCUUAAUUUUUUUUUCUUUUUUCUCGUGAUUUACUAUAGAAAAUAGUAUGAUGUGGUCAGGGCGCCUGUAUCAUAAGAACCAUCGAGAAUAUAUUAAAAAAAUUUCUGAUAUAACGUGAAUGUCAAUGAAGAAAGGAAGAAAAUAUUUUUCUUAUAUUUUAAAAUGAUAGUAAGUACACCUGAAGAAAAAAAUAAAGUUGUUCAAUACUGUUUUUGCAUGUUCAUGAAGCAGAAUUAUAUAGUGUUUUUGAAUACAUGAAAUUUGUAGAUAAUACAUUGAUAAAACCGAUUUGGCAAGAAAGAAAGACUGUCUUUUACUGGUAUCACACAUGUAAACAGUUCUUGAUUUAUAAAAAAUGUAAAAGAAAAAACAGGUUAAAAUAAAUAGAAACUCCUUCAUUGUGAUGGACCAAGGGCAAAUAAAUAAGUAAUCUUUUUUUAUAACAACAAGAAAAAUAAAAUAAAAAUAAUGUGAAGUGAAUUCUGUUUAUUGUUAACGUAUACUGCAUAUACGAUCAUCCAUUGUAUCACAAAGAAGAAACUAAUAAAUCAAUAAUUAUAAUA